AUGUCAUUCCCAUCCAUCUCCCAGGCCGGCUUCUUAGCCGAGACCCUCAGCAAUGGUUCGUACCAUUUUCCUCCCACCCUUCCCCAGACAAGAACACUGACCGGCCGCAGCCAGAUCGUCAUAAAGAGUCCCGUCGUGUCAAACACCCACAUCGAGAUAUACACGAUCAUCUACGACAGGGAACAUCCGGAAGAAGUAGCCCCACUGGUAUACGCGCGGAACCUCUCGAUGAACGGCACGCGCUGGAACGGGUUCUCGAUGGGUUACAAUCGCGAUAGCUUCCUGCUUAGCGACGGUGACGUCCUGAUGCUGCCGUCUGGGGUGCAUAUUCGCUAUCGCUAUGAUGGGGAUAACAUCCCGACGGGUUUCAGAACGUUGCAGCGGGUUGAGGCUUUCGCAGAUAAGUAUACGAUUACGCAGCGUGUGCUGGGCUCCGGUGCCUACGGGAAGGUUUAUAUGGCGUUUAACAAGGAGACCGGGCAGCAGCUGGCGUGUAAGAUUAUUGACCUGCGGAAUGUGAGGGAUAAGCUAGCUGUGCAGGACGGGGAGCAGAUUUCUGGGUUCUUCCAGAAACAUGGACAGCAGAACCCGCAGUCGAAGUGUGGGGUGUUUGCUGCGCGAGAGGUAAGACAGCGAUCGAGAGAUCUGCGGCGGAGGUUGGAGGUCUAUGAUCGGGAGGCCAAGAUUUUGGAGGGUCUUAGCCAUCCGAACAUAAUCAGUAUUGAGAAGGUGAUUCGAUCGAGCAGCACAAUCUAUAUCUUCCAGGAUCUGGUAACAGCGGGAGACUUGUUCUCCUACAUCCAAUACAAGGGCGGACGACUCUGCGACAUCGAAGCGGCAGUCAUAGUUCGACAAGUGCUGAAGGCGCUGGAAUACCUCCACCAGCGGAACAUAGUCCACCGUGACCUGAAGCCAGACAACAUCCUCAUGACUUCCUUGGAGGAAGGAGGAAGAAUUGUACUCACUGACUUUGGAUGCGCUAGGAUUGUGCAACCGCGGGUAGGACGCAUGUCGACUAUGGUCGGUACUGUCGACUACAGCGCCCCGGAGGUAUUCCAAUGCAGCCGACAAGGCUACACCAAAGCCGUAGACAUGUGGUCCCUAGGCGCGGUGACAUUCACCCUCCUCACGGGACACCCACCGUUCAACGCAUCACUCACAGACGUGCAGCUGGCGCUCAGCAAGUCCAUCGAAUCCGACCUAACGUUCAGUCAAACUGGUAACAGGGCCAGAGACUUCAUCUGCAGACUCUUGCUCUUCGACGAGACAGCACGUAUGGACGUCAAGCAGGCGUUAUCGCACUGCUGGUUCACGAACUGCUCUCAUCUAGCCGCUUUCAAAGACGUCUACCAGCGGUCGACUAAAGGCUGGAAGCCACGGACACGGGACGGGCCGCUGAUAGUUGAUCUGGAAACGCCAUCGCCCACACUCUCCGACCUGCUCCUACCACCUGUCUUAAGAAGGGAACCUGACGAGGAGCAAGACCAGCUAUCAAGCGAAACAAGCACAGAGUCGUUCCUUUUUGACGAGACCCCAUACCCACCACAUGGGCAGCAGCCAUCCCAGACACUGUCGGACGUUGAACUCCCUCCACGACGGAUAACUGGAGAUAACUGGAGACAGACAGAUUUCCCUGCAUGA
Aspergillus candidus is the source of this 1641-nucleotide messenger RNA. RefSeq names its product FHA domain-containing serine/threonine-protein kinase. Lineage: Eukaryota; Fungi; Ascomycota; Eurotiomycetes; Eurotiales; Aspergillaceae. Gene Ontology annotation, cellular component: cytoplasm. The transcript has 8 exons. Gene Ontology annotation, biological process: peptidyl-serine phosphorylation; autophagy. Gene Ontology annotation, molecular function: ATP binding; protein binding; protein serine/threonine kinase activity. The record is from RefSeq and is a predicted model, not a curated record. Bases 1 to 1641 code for a protein of 546 amino acids.